AUCUUUCAUCAUUAAGUCGGUAUAUGGAACGGAAAACAGUAGCAAAGACAAUCAAAAUUAUGAGAAAGAAUGACCCAAAAAUAGGAGUUGCAAAACCUUCAAUUAAUAUCCUUAAUAAUAUUUCACCGUCCAAAAUUCCCACAUCCCCAAGAGUCCCCAAAACAAAUCAGAACAAAUCACAGCGGUUGUUGUAACUUGUAACCUACCAAAACAAACGUGCCUGACAGCAAUAACCAUCUUUCCUGUUUUUUCAUCUCCCUGUAAAUCACAGAGUCAUGAAAAAGAUACUAAAAUAAGAGGAAAAAGAGAGACAGAGAUAGAGAGUGUGUUAGAGACAGCACCCUUUGGCUGGCUCAAUGAGAAACCAAAGGGAAAACUGUCACUGUUUUGGAAAGCUCAGGAAAAGUACCUGAUUUCCAAUCAUGCUACUUUUCAGGUUUUUAGCAGAUCUUUCAUAUAUUUGUAAUAAAAUAAAAUAAAAGAAAAAAAAAAGUUUUUCUUUGGAAAUUUUCGACGGAAAAUGUUUUCCGUUUAUGUGCAGGAGUUUCAGGGGUGUUGCUCUCCUUCCUGAAUUUAGGGUUUUGUUUGGGAGGUCUUUGGUUUGGCAACUUUAAAUGCAAAGCAGUACUUACAUUCCGUCUUGGGUCUCUGGUAUUGUCGCAUGCAUGGGAGGCUGUCUUGGAUGCUUUACCAAACCCACACUAAUUAUUGCGGUGGAUGAGCCAUCAAAGGGACUGAAAAUUCAAGGUCGAGCAGUGAGAAAAUCUAGCGUAUCGGAGGAUAUCUGGAGCUCUAGCACUCUUGAUAUGGACAACAGUGCACUCCAGUCCCAAAGAAGUAUCUCAUUAAUUAGCACAUCAAACCAGGCCCUUGAUCCCCAGAGUACUUCUACCAGCACUCUCAACCCUCCCGAAUUUGUAAAUCAUGGUCUUCUUCUAUGGAACCAAACAAGGCAACAAUGGGUAGGAAAUAAAAAUUCUCAGAAACGGCCACAAAAUCGAAAACCCAGGAUGAGUUGGAACGCUACAUAUGAGAGUUUACUUGGAACCAGCAAGUAUUUUCCUCAACCCAUCCCUCUUGCUGAGAUGGUUGACUUUCUCGUCGAUGUUUGGGAUCAGGAGGGUUUGUAUGAUUGAGCAACCAAAACCUCGAAAACUUUAAAAUGAUUUUAAGUCUCUCUUUCUCUCACCAUGUAAGUCCUUGGGUUCUAAAUGGAUAUGUAUUGGUACCAAUUUCGCUUGGUCAUCAUUUGUCCAGUUUCAUUUCUAUUAGGCUCCUCUGGUUGAAAUCAGAAAAUGCAUUUGUGCCGCCUACUCAGGUGUAAACUUAUCGCUCACUGGUCAUUCAAAAAGAUUUCAGUGAGAGUAUAUUGUAUUUAUUAUUAUUGUUAUAAUUUUGGUUUUGCUUUUUAUCA
Ziziphus jujuba (common jujube) is the source of this 1414-nucleotide messenger RNA. RefSeq lists its product as uncharacterized. The transcript is spliced from 6 exons. Bases 615 to 1136 code for a protein of 173 amino acids. The record is from RefSeq and is a predicted model, not a curated record. NCBI's taxonomy places the organism in Eukaryota, Viridiplantae, Streptophyta, Magnoliopsida, Rosales, Rhamnaceae.